This is a messenger RNA of Talaromyces rugulosus, 3585 nucleotides long. RefSeq lists its product as uncharacterized. Gene Ontology annotation, molecular function: protein binding. NCBI's taxonomy places the organism in Eukaryota, Fungi, Ascomycota, Eurotiomycetes, Eurotiales, Trichocomaceae. The record is from RefSeq and is a predicted model, not a curated record. The coding region runs from base 1 to 3480 and encodes 1159 amino acids. The transcript is spliced from 8 exons.
AUGUCCUCUCCCACUCUUCCUCCAAUUUUGUCACUACCGUCGCUACCAGCCAGUGACCAACUCCAAGCACUCGACACACUCUUCGAGCCAUCCACCGAGCUCCACGCUCUCGUGCAGCCCAUUCUGUCCGCGCAUACUUUUUCCACAUACUAUCAGCUCAUUGAUGCCAUCCAGAGCCGGUUUUCAGCACUCGCAGCAAAGUCAACGGCCUCCGCAGAAAAGCAAACGCUGUAUGGCAUUCUUGGGUCGCAUCCUCGCCUAGGAGCUCCGUCGCCAGCUGCUCAGGCCAAUUUGAGCGAACUUAGUCGGAAGGAACAGGCAAAUCUCAAUAGCAGCAAUAACACUACUGCUGAUGGUCCGUCAGCGGCCGAUCUGGCCGCUCAACUUGCGAGUCUCAACAAGGAGUACGAGGAAACGUACCCGGGACUGAGAUAUGUGACUUUUGUCAAUGGGCGAGGCCGGGAUGUGAUCAUGGUCGAUAUGCGUCGUCGCAUUAGUCGAGCCGAUAUCGAGCUGGAGGUGCAGGAUAACAUCCAGGGCUAUGUUUUACCACGUGCGAUUCGCAUCCCCAUGGCCGAGGUCUUGACCAUGACCGAAGACGCUGAUAGGCACGACGGCGCCGCCAGCAAGAAUACGGACUCAACAAGGCUGUCGUCGGCCCAGGCGCAAUCGAGUUCCUCAAAUGGAAUCGCAAGCCCCGCUCCCCUUCAGGUCGAUCAGGAAGACGGCGACAGCAACGCGCGCCAGAGCCUGACGUUGACCGCGCAUAUCGACACCGCGUCUGCCCAGUCGCAAACAUCACCUGACGAUCUGAACAAUGCCUCGUCUGACAGCCCGAUAGACCCCCUCUCACAGCACAUCCUCAAACGCACCCAGACCGAGAGAUCGAUCCCACUAAAGCUGCGAUCACAUGGCCAGGACUCUGCCGGAGACGGAACCAAGGCUGGCCCGGCGGAACAAACUGUCAAUCCAAGUGGUAUGGACGACCUCUUUGCGCAUCCUAUAGGCUUCAUCCCGCGAUUUCCGCCGCCCCCAAAAUACAUCAAAGUCAAGGCGCAUUCUAAGAAGCAAAAGACAUUCGAUAAAGUUUUUCUAGCGCAGGAGCUUUCCGGCAACGAUGAGGGUGCUGAUCCGGGCAAAGAUGAGGCCAAGACUAGCAACAAGGCCAUCUGGGCAAUGGUAUUCUCCAAGGAUGGCAAGUACCUAGCAACCGCUGGCCAGGAUAAAAUCGUUCGUGUCUGGGCGGUCAUCACCAAUGCUCAGGACCGCGAGGCGCAUGAGCAGGAAGAAGAGGAGGGGGCCAAGGGAGACGGCGGAUGGCGUCUGACAGCCCCGGUUUUCAAAGCAAAACCUAUUCGCGAAUAUACUGGCCAUACUGGAAGCGUGUUGGACCUGAGUUGGAGCAAGAACAACUUCCUUUUGUCCUCGUCAAUGGAUCGCACAGUUCGCCUGUGGCAUAUUAGUCGGUCCGAGUGCCUGUGCUGCUUCAAACACAGCGACUUUGUGACGUCGAUCCAGUUCCAUCCGCGCGACGACCGGUUCUUUCUUGCUGGCUCGCUGGAUUCGAAGCUCCGGUUGUGGAGUAUUCCAGACAAGAGCGUGGCAUUCUGGGCCACUGUGCGCGACAUGAUUACUGCCGUUGCCUUUACUCCGGAUGGCAAAUACUCAAUCGCCGGAUGCCUCAAUGGUCUCUGCAUUCUCUACGAAACGGAUGGUUUAAAGGCGAAUGCCCAGGUACACGUUCGCUCAGCUAGAGGGAAGAAUGCCAAGGGCAGCAAGAUUACCGGCAUUGACACCAUAUUCCACCCUCCUAACGACCCCAAUGGUGAGGUGAAGUUGUUGAUCACUAGCAAUGAUUCUCGGAUCCGACUCUACAAUUUCAGGGACCGGAAUUUAGAGGCGAAAUACCGGGGCAACGAGAACUCGACUAGCCAGAUUCGCGCCUCUUUCAGUGAUGACGGCAAAUUCAUCAUCUGCGGCAGCGAAGACAGGCGCACAUAUAUCUGGUCCACGGGCUCCGUGGAUAGAGAACCGGACAAGCGCGCCGUGGAAGAACUAGAAACGCGCACAUCGAUUGUCACCAGUGCGAUCAUGGCACCAAUUACCACAAAGCAGCUGCUGGGCCUUUCAGGCGAUCCAUUAUACGACCUGUGCAACCCACCUCCCAUCACGCUUGUCAGCCAACCCGACUCCAACCGGUCAUCCGCGUACGGUGAGCUAAAGGGCACCACGAAACCGAAACAAUCGGUAGAAUUCGAGCGCAAACCAGACAACCCAAAACAAACACAGGGUUCUCCUUCGUAUCUCGCGCGCUCUACACACCCAGACGGGAAUAUCAUACUAGCCGCCGACUACUCUGGUCGAAUCAAAGUGUUCCGCCAGGAUUGCGCGUACAAGAAGCGGCCGAGCGACUGGGAUGCCGGAUCGACGUUUUCCAAGAAGAUUUUGGGACGAUCCAAUUCAGCGCGACAUAGUAUCGCGUCGUCGAUCGGGCGUGAAUCCAAGUCGCCGUCGGAGAGGAUAUUGGCUUGGAGGAGCUCUGUCACGGGCACGGAGCUUGCUAGCCUCAAUUCGCCUGCAGGUACCAUUCGCAGUCACUCUCCGCGGAAAUCACAAAGCCAAAAUCGGGUUGCCAGUCCGGGUGGGAGUGUGGCGACCAAGAAGACGCGGUCUGGAUAUGCCAGUCCUCGCACAGACUCUGUCGAUAACGUGUCGGAAACGACAGCCAACGAUAAAACACCUCGUCCUGGGGCAAAAUCCAACAAUCUGAACAACAUCCCCCAAUUCGCAGAAAACGGCCAGAGCAACGCAUUCUGGACCAAAAGCGUCGAAAUCGCCAGAUCGGCCACCCAGCAGCAUCAACAGCAGCAACGAUUAAACCCAAACACAAUAAAUGACCCAACUCGCCGAAUCUCAAGCGUACCGAGUGCUCUAAGCAGCGAUCUGAGCUCGUCUAGCCCAAGUCACGACGACAGUGGGGAAGACGACGAAGUUCUGCGGUGUCCGCGCUGUCGAGGAACAAAUUUCCGUGCGACCAAAACGAGAGGGAAGCAGAAGCUGGUGUGUGUAAAGUGUAAUUUGUCGACGAGAAUAACCACAAAAUACACCUAUCCCUCUUCUUCUUCCUCAUCAUCGUCAACCUCCAAACAAACCACAACCCAAGAUCCCUCGACAUCUACAAAUACGCCGAUAGCCACACUCACACUCAAAACAUUCAAUCCCGUGACAGGUAUAUGCCUCAAAUAUCGCACAAACAAGGCUGCCGAGGUGGGGCGGUUGAUUUCAGGGUUGGGAAAGUUGGCCGCGGGCACGAAGAUUGAACCUUCAUCGGCCGCGGCGGCGGGUUUGGGGGAUGAGUCCGUACCUGCAGCUGUACCUGCAGCAGCCUCAGGGGAUGUUGAGAUGACGGAUGCUCCGGGUGUUGGUGCUGGGGCCGGUGGAGGGGGCAAAAAGAAGAAGGGAGGAAAAGGGAAGAAAUGAAAUUGUUUUCUCUCUUUCUCUCUUUCGUUGUUGUUUUAUUAAGUUGUAUAUAGCGUUGGGGUUGUGUGAAUCCCCAUUGCAUGCAUGAAUGAAGAAUACCCAUGA